UUAAACUGAAUUAUAGUAGUUCUUCUGGUUUUAGUUAUUUUUAAGGGGAUUAGGAUUUGGUUUUCGGAGCUAAUGGUUUAUUUUACUGGUUUAAGGCUUUGUUUGAUUGAAUGCUGCCUUUAGGUUGAGAUUUUUCAUUUUUUGGGGAAGAAUUUUAAUUGUUGUUUGUUUGAAUGGUUGUAUGGUUUGCGUUUAUCAUUGUUGCUGCUCCUUUUGAACUUUGAAGAUAGAAUGAUUGAAACAAAUGCUAAAUGCUAAAAGUUUAUUUGAACUAAAUGAGAACUGAAAUAAUUGUUGAGGUUAAGCAUAUGAAUUUCAUUUAAAGUUGGGUGAAAACUUUUGGGAGACAUGUGAUCUGUUAGAUGGAUUUAGUGUGAUGGUUUUGACUAUGAAUUAUGCACAACUUGUAUCUUUCACUUUAAAAUGCUCACCGUAUCUGUUUCUUUUUCUUUCGCUCUAGGCUCUGGAUUUGGCUAUUACACGUCUUUGAAAGUUGGAAAAAACAUUAAGCUCUUGGGAGAAAAUGAAAAUCACUAAAUACUGAGAAAUUAUUUAAGUUAGGCAUAGCUUAAGCAUAUUCUAAGAUGUUGUCUUGCAAUACAUCGUGUCAUCUUGUUGCACUGCUAUUAAGAUUGCAACACCAUUUAAUUGCUUAGAAAGUAGCACUGUUGAUUUUGCAGGCCCAACCAUCCUGUUUUUUCAAGAGAACGCUGGAAAUAUUGCUCACCGUCUAGAAAUGGUUCGCAUAAUGCUACAGAGGUUACAGUGCAAUGUCUUCAUGCUUUCAUAUCGAGGUUAUGGAGCAAGUGAUGGUUAUCCUUCUCAGCAUGGAAUUAUUAACGAUGCUCAGGCUGCACUGGAUCAUCUCUCCCAGCGGACUGAUAUUGACUCAGAUAGAAUAGUAGUCUUUGGAAGAUCACUGGGGGGUGCUGUUGGAUCUGUACUCACCAAAAACAAUCCUGAUAAGGUUGCUGCAUUGAUACUAGAAAACACUUUCACAUCAAUUCUGGACAUGGCUAGAGUUUUAUUGCCUUUCCUGAAGUGGUUUAUUGGAGGUCCUGAUACCAAAGGUCCCAAAGUUCUAAAUUGUCUUGUCCGCUCUCCCUGGAGUACCAUUGAGAUCAUUGGCCAGGUCAAGCAGCCUAUCCUUUUUCUUUCUGGAUUGCAAGACGAGAUGGUUCCGCCAUCCCAUAUGCGAAUGCUGUAUGCUAAAGCAGCAGCUCAUAACAGGCAAUGCCUUUUUGUAGAAUUCCCUACUGGCAUGCACAUGGACACUUGGUUAGCUGGUGGUGACCAUUACUGGAGAACAAUUCAGCAGUUCUUUGAAAAACAUGUGCCGAAAAACGGACGAGAUUCCCUGAGGAGGUGAUUGGCAGGAUUGCGUGUAGCCUUUUGAGAUUUUAUUAUUUGGCUCACAGCCUGGAACUCAAACUUUGUCCCUUUUAUUUUGAAGCUGCAGCUGGUAGAAGCUCUCUUUAAACAUACACGCCGCUGUUGUCGUUGAUCAUUGAUUUUUUUUUUCUUUUACUGGCACACAAAACAUAAGCUGGUUAAAAGCACAAAAACGAGAAAGAACACAGAUUCCAUUUUAGUAUACGGGAUGACUGACUUUGACGAAGGCAUGAAAUACCAUACCAAUUCUGCCGGUUCCAUUUGUAUGACAUAAAAGAACUUUUAAGACGAAGAAAAAGAAUGCAGAUGUAUGGUUGGUGAUGAUAUGUUUGAACUAUUUGCUUCUCAGUUGUUGUAUGGGACGGUUGCUCUUUCUUGUUUCAGCAUUUGUUUAUGGAAACUGUUGUGGCAUCUUGAAAUCUCAUUCUCUUUUAACAAUAUCUAC
Hibiscus syriacus is the source of this 1837-nucleotide messenger RNA. RefSeq names its product alpha/beta hydrolase domain-containing protein WAV2-like. Gene Ontology annotation, molecular function: serine-type peptidase activity; palmitoyl-(protein) hydrolase activity. NCBI's taxonomy places the organism in Eukaryota, Viridiplantae, Streptophyta, Magnoliopsida, Malvales, Malvaceae. The record is from RefSeq and is a predicted model, not a curated record. The transcript has 7 exons. Bases 737 to 1369 code for a protein of 210 amino acids. Gene Ontology annotation, biological process: proteolysis. Gene Ontology annotation, cellular component: membrane.